CUCUUCGUACAGCAGGUCUCCAGCUAAGCUAAAUCAAUGUGAUGCUAGUGUAGCAACGAACUAACCUUCAUAAUCUUAAACAUAGAAAGACGUGUGACUUUUUGAAAAACAUUGAUUAAGGCUAGCUAGCUAAAUGUGCCACGUAUGUCGGCGUUUCGUCUCACAGUCUCCCGCACGCGGCGAGGAGUGUCACUGAUAAUCAAUCGGUCUGCAUUGCCCUUGUUAAAUAACAUUGUGCGCUUAUUAAACGUAGGGAUCCCCUACCUUAGAGGCAGCCCCACGUGCUUGCAAAAGCACACCAUAAAUAUAACCCGUCUUUUCAGUUACCAUCCGCAUAACCCAAAGAUUCCGAAGGAAGCAACGUGGGAACCAGUACCAGAGGACCAGCUUCCUCCGCCUCGCCAAAUCCCUGCUGAUCUAGUGGACAAGCUGGAGCGACUGGCCUUGGUUGAUUUCCGCACCAAAGAGGGACUAGCCUGCUUGGAGAAAGCCAUACGUUUUGCAGAUCAGCUCCAUGUUGUUGACACAUCAGGGGUUGAACCGAUGGACUCUGUUCUGGAGGACAGGGCUCUAUGUCUGAGGAAGGACACAGUGAUGGAGGGUGACUGUGCUGAGGAGCUGCUUCAGCUCUCAAAAAACACAGUUGAAGAAUAUUUUGUUGCUCCACCAGGAAACAUUCCUCUACCUAAGCGGGAGGAGAGGACUGCUAUGCUGAAGCACUCAGAGUUCUGAUGUGGAGUUUAUAUUUAUUACUAGUAGUUUUUUUGUUUGUUUUGUUGUUGUACUAGGAGACUGUGUGUGUCUGUUACACACUGCAUCAUGUGUCACAUGCCUAGGAGACAGCAAAAAUCAGGUUGAUCAUUUACAUAUUUUCAGUUUCGUUUCAGUUUCAGUAUCCAUUUACAGAUCUGUUAGUCACCUUUGUAUUGACAGCAGGUAAGAGAUUCAGGGAAGUACCUGCAUACACCCAUCUCUCAUUAUGCUCCAUUAUACCUAUUUCUUGAAGUUUUUACAUAAAGGUUGUUGUUGUUGUUGUUGUUGUUGUUGUUGUUGUUGUUGUUGUUGUUGGAGCGUACUGUCUGAGAUGUAUAAGUGCAUUUCCACUUAAAAAAGACCCCUAAACUACUCAGAUGGCUCCAUUCUCUUUAUAAUAACUUAAAAUAAUUAAAGAAUUUAAAUAUUUUUUAAAUAAUGAGUCAGAUUUUUGUUGGUCUUUUAGGCACUACAGCACAAGAAAAUAUUUAAUAUGAGCAGUAAUAAAGAUAUCAGCCACAAUGCUAAUGUAAAGGAUGUGUUUGUGUUUUAGCUACAUUUAGCUGAACACAUCUCUGAACUUAAGUUCCAUUUUCAUGCAGGAUGUUUGGAAAUUGGUCCUUAAAAGAUAUCUCGGUUCUUCUUCCACCAGAGCUGCACUACACUGAGUAACUAAAAUCAGCCUGUAUUACAUUUUAAAAUAUAUUUAC
This is a messenger RNA of Melanotaenia boesemani (Boeseman's rainbowfish), 1463 nucleotides long. RefSeq names its product glutamyl-tRNA amidotransferase subunit C (gene gatc). Gene Ontology annotation, cellular component: glutamyl-tRNA(Gln) amidotransferase complex; mitochondrion. Gene Ontology annotation, molecular function: glutaminyl-tRNA synthase (glutamine-hydrolyzing) activity. The coding region runs from base 145 to 732 and encodes 195 amino acids. Lineage: Eukaryota; Metazoa; Chordata; Actinopteri; Atheriniformes; Melanotaeniidae. The transcript is spliced from 5 exons. Gene Ontology annotation, biological process: glutaminyl-tRNAGln biosynthesis via transamidation; mitochondrial translation; regulation of translational fidelity. The record is from RefSeq and is a predicted model, not a curated record.